AUGGUCGCGGAGACAGUAUGGACUGAUGCGAUGGCAGUCCACGAAAAUGAGCUGGUCAAAUGCGAUGACUGCCCAAGCCGCCCUGCCACCAGUAGAGGUUGGCGUAGCAAACAGAGCAGAAGACGCCUCAUCACGCAAACCUCCUGUCUACCGUUUGGCAGCUUCUGGCGAAACCGUCAGUUCACUUCGCCCAACCUCUCGGCUGACGAUGAGGACCUGAAGAGGGAGGAUGGAGAGGCCAAUGCAGAGGCGGAUGGACGGAGAGAUCUGCCUCUGCGAUCUCUCCUAAAAAUGGGUCAAACCACCAUGCUUUCUCCCCUAAGCGAUACGGCGCAGGCUUCUUGGACAAUAAUGACACUGACGCUUCCGCUGCGCGCUAUCCGCCGACGCAUUCGACGUUACUCUCUGGACAGAGGGGAGGGGGCGUCAGUAACGAAACAGCUAUCUCAGACAACCAUUCCCAGUCGGCCAGCCCUGGGUCUGCUGUUGGCCGAUAGUGCCCAAAGUGGAUCCAUCGAGGACUUUGAGUACCAAGGACAGCAGAGGAGGACUGAUAGAGACGACGAAGACGACAAGGACGAUGAGACUGAUAUUGACCUGAUUGACGAGUUUAGCUGA
Messenger RNA from Spirometra erinaceieuropaei, 618 nucleotides. The record is from the annotation of a GenBank genome assembly. NCBI's taxonomy places the organism in Eukaryota, Metazoa, Platyhelminthes, Cestoda, Diphyllobothriidea, Diphyllobothriidae.